AUGAAUCAAUUCCACCACAUCCGCGGCGGCGAUUGGGCGGAGAGCAGCCGCACCAACGCCGCCGCCUUCCCAAAACCCUACAAAAUCCUAACCGAAACCGACAUAAAAAACCUCCAAGAAAGCGACAUCUCCUCCGUCUCCGCCGCCCUCUCCGUCCCCAGAGGCGUCGCCUGCUCCCUCCUCUUCAGCAACAACUGGGACCUCCACUCCGCCUGCGACAAAUGGCUCUCCGCCGCCGUGAAUCUGCCGCCGCAAGCAUCGACGUCGAAACACGUGAUUUGCAACAUCUGCUUCGAUAAAUUUCAACCCUCUAAAAUGGCCUCCGCCGGCUGCGGCCAUCUCUUCUGCUUAAAGUGCUGGAGUAGCUAUAUUGGUAAUUCGAUCAAUGAUGGCGCCGCUUGCUUGAUGCUCCAAUGCCCGGAGCCUAACUGCAGAGCGGACGUGACAUCCGACAUGGUUGGGAGAUUUGCAUCGGAUUCUGAAAUUGAAAAGUGCCCGGCCGCGGGGUGCGACCUAGCAAUCGAAUUCGAAUUCGGCUGGAGCACGAUCCACGACGUCGUCUGCUUCUGCUCGCACACCUUCUGCUUCCUCUGCGCGGCCGAGAGCCACCGCCCCGUGUCGUGCAAGGUGGCAGCAGAGUGGCUGAAGACGAAGAAAUCCGAGGCGAAGAGCGCCAAGUGGAUCGUCUCCAACACGAAGCCAUGCCCCAAAUGCCACCGCCCGAUCCAGAAAACCCAAGGCUGCGACCACAUGACGUGCGGAGCUCCGUGCUUGUUCUACUUCUGCUGGAACUGCCUCUCCCCGAUGAAAAACCACGGCGACACCUGCGAUCGGUACACGGCCGAGGAGAAGGGGAAGAUGAAGAUGCCGGCUAGCGGCGCGGGCAGAUACGCUCACCACCGCGAGAGGUGGGAGUUUUACGAGAAUUCGGGGAAGGCGGCGUUGGGGGAUUUGGAGCGGGCGAGGUGGCGGUGCGGCGGCGGCAAAAUGGGGUUUGUGGCGGCGGCGUGGGAGCAGAUUGUGGAGUGCCGGCGCGUGCUCAAGUGGAGCUACGCGUUUGGGUAUCACGUGGCGGAGGGGGAGCUGUUGGAGUAUUUGCGGGGGGAGGCGGAGGCGGCGGUGGAGAGGCUGCAGCGGUGCGCGGAGGAGGAGAUGGGGGAUGAAGGGGUUUAUGUUGAUGAGGAGAAGUUUGGGUUGUUUGAGGUUAAGCUUUUGGAUCUAACACGUGUUACGAGGAAGUGUAUCGAUGAUUUGGUUGUGGCGUCCGAGAACUUUUUUACUGAAGUUGGGAGCUCGAAGACGAGCAAGCGCCAGAGAAGCACUGAGACAAGGUUUGAGCAUGAGAACUCAAAGAGGCAUAGGUACUCUGAAUCCUCUGACUCUGAUUCCUCCGACUCUGACCCUGAAUCCUCUGACUCUGAUUCCUCAGGCUCUGGCUCCGACUCUGAAUCCUCUGAAUCUGAAUCCUCUGACUCUGAAUCUGAAUCCUCUGACAUCUCAUCAGAGGAUGAGAAGUCGAGGAGGUAUGACUCCUCCUCAGGGAGGUAUGGGGAGUCGAAGAAGCGCAAGUAUUCCACCUCCGAGCAUGAGAAAUCGAGGAGGCAUAACUCCUCCACAAGGAGGUAUAUGGAGUCGAGGAGGCAUAAGUUCCUCUUCAAUCGUUUGAAGUCGAGGAUACAUAACACCUCCUCGACCCAAAAGACCGGAGAAAGCUCCAAAUAUAAGAAAUCAAGGAGGUAG
This is a messenger RNA of Salvia hispanica, 1740 nucleotides long. Its product is annotated as putative E3 ubiquitin-protein ligase ARI7. The record is from RefSeq and is a predicted model, not a curated record. Gene Ontology annotation, biological process: protein ubiquitination. NCBI's taxonomy places the organism in Eukaryota, Viridiplantae, Streptophyta, Magnoliopsida, Lamiales, Lamiaceae. Gene Ontology annotation, molecular function: ubiquitin-protein transferase activity.